Mangifera indica (mango) is the source of this 722-nucleotide messenger RNA. RefSeq names its product anaphase-promoting complex subunit 6-like. The record is from RefSeq and is a predicted model, not a curated record. The transcript has 4 exons. Gene Ontology annotation, molecular function: protein binding. Gene Ontology annotation, biological process: cell division. Lineage: Eukaryota; Viridiplantae; Streptophyta; Magnoliopsida; Sapindales; Anacardiaceae. Bases 86 to 466 code for a protein of 126 amino acids.
GCCAUUGAAAUCUUCUGGGAAUUAAACUUUCUGUAAUCUGGCUCUUUUCGUUGAACAAGUGUAAGGUCAUCAAUUUUAACAAGUAAUGUUUUUUCAUCUGAACACUUGUAGGUAUAAUAAAGCUGUGUGGUGGUUUGAGAAGACUUUGGCGCACAUCCCAUCCUCCUUAAGUGAAAUGUGGGAACCGACUGUUGUGAAUCUUGCUCAUGCUUACAGAAAGUUGAAAAUGCAUCACGAGGCAAUUUCCUGUUAUGAGAGAGCACUGAAGUUGUCAAAUAGAAGCUUGAGCACCUAUGUAGGUCUUGCUUACACUUACCAUUUGCAGGAUAAUUUUUCUGCUGCCAUUACAUAUUAUCAUAAGGCUUUGUGGCUGAAGCCAGAUGAUCAGUUUUGCACAGAGAUGUUAAGUUUGGCUCUUGUAGAUGAAGGUCGUCAUGGCAUUGAACCCAAAAUUGAAUUUCACUGAACUGAGGUCCAUAUUUAAUGAUUUUGAUAAUAUUAUUUUCCAUCAUGUAAUGUGUAUGUAAUCUAUUAUUCUCAUGCUUGUAACAAUUUUUUUGAUUUUCACUAAAUGAUAAGGGGCCUGGUGCUUGAUUUGUUGAAAUCUCAGAGCUGAGGAGUUGCUGUAAUUUCUAGCCUUGUAUUUAGGGCCAGACUCGAGCUAAAUUAGUUUGGCUUGAGUUAUUGUUUAGCUUGAUUCGAGUUAGAGUUUCAAUUUGAUA